AUGAUGAUUACCAACAUUUAUGUCAUCACAGCUAUUGCUGUGAUCGGAGGCUCGCUUUUUGGGUUUGAUCUGUCCUCAAUGUCUGCCAUCCUUCCCACCCAACAAUAUAGAUGCUAUUUCAAUCAAGGGCCAAACGGUCCCCCUUUCAAUGAUGCAGUCCACUGUUCAGGCCCGGGCUCUACAUUGCAAGGUGGUAUCACGGCGUCUAUGUCUGGAGGCUCUCUCAUUGGGGCAUUGAUCUCAGGCGUCGUGACUGAUAAAUUCGGACGAAAAUCUGCUAUUCAGAUAGGAUCUAUCAUAUGGAUUAUUGGAAGCACGAUCUGCUCCGCUUCCCAGAACGUCGCUAUGUUAAUCGUGGGUCGAUUUAUCAACGGCCUGUGUGUCGGAAUAUGCUCUGCGCAAGUUCCCGUUUAUGUUGGAGAGCUUGCGCCUCCUCAUCUUAGAGGCUUGGUAAUGGGUGCUCAGCAAUGGGCCAUCACAUGGGGUGUUUUGAUCAUGUUCUAUGUAUCAUAUGGCUCUUCCUUCCUCGCAGGCUCUGUCGCCUUUCGGCUGCCUUGGGGUCUACAGAUGAUUCCCGCAAUAUUCCUCUUCUUUGGGUUGUUGUUUACCCCCGAGUCUCCGCGAUGGUUGGCAAAGAAAGAUCGCUGGGACGAAUGCUGCCACAUUCUUUCUUCGAUCCAUUCCAACAACAACCUCGAUGAUGAGUUUAUCCAGAUGGAGAUCCAGCAGCUGAAAGAUGCCUGUGAGUUGGAGCGCGACAAGACCGAUAACACUUAUUUUGAUCUUUUCCGGCCGCAUAUGAUUUGGCGAACCCAUAUCGUCGUCUUCAUCCAGGUAUGGUGUCAGCUAACUGGUAUUAACGCCAUUCUGUAUUAUAUCACAUACAUCUUCGGAAUGGCAGGCCUCAGUGGCAGUUCCAACCUGGUGGCUUCAUCUAUCGCCUCUGUGAUCAACGUGGUGAUGACCAUACCCGCGCUGCUAUUCAUGGAUCGGAUCGGGCGUCGUCCAUUACUCAUUGGAGGAAGCAUUUCUCUUGUUAUCUGGUGGACCAUAUGUGCAGGUCUAAUGGGGGGAUAUGGUGCCCCAGCUCCCCCAGGGGGAUUGGACCAUAUUCCCGAACAGAGUUGGUUGAUUACAGGAGCUCCCGCAAAACUUGUGAUUGCUUGCUCCUAUCUCAUUGUGGCUUCUUUUGCCCCGACAUGGGGCCCUAUUGAGUGGGUGUAUCCAUCGGAACUAUUUCCCCUUCGUCUGCGAGGCAAAGCGGCUGCAUUAUCUACAGCCAGCAAUUGGGCGUUCAAUUUUGCUUUGAGCUAUUUCAUCCCGCCCGCUUUCGUCAACAUAACUUGGAAGACCUAUGUCAUCUUUGCCGUGUUCGCCUUCACCAUGACUCUUCAUGUCUUUUUCGUUUUCCCUGAGACAUCAGGAAGAACAUUGGAAGAAGUUGAAGAUGCAUUCAAGGGCGUCAAGCUAGCCUGGAGAAUGGGAGAAGGCAAAAAUGAGGAUGAAGAAGGAAGGUUCAACCACGAGUCUGGACAAAAGGAACAAGGAGAAGUUAUCCAUCUAGAGGAUUCCCUGAUUUCCAUCUAG
Messenger RNA from Penicillium nucicola, 1587 nucleotides. Its product is annotated as sugar porter family MFS transporter. NCBI's taxonomy places the organism in Eukaryota, Fungi, Ascomycota, Eurotiomycetes, Eurotiales, Aspergillaceae. Bases 1 to 1587 code for a protein of 528 amino acids. Gene Ontology annotation, biological process: carbohydrate transport; transmembrane transport. Gene Ontology annotation, molecular function: carbohydrate:proton symporter activity. The transcript is spliced from 4 exons. The record is from RefSeq and is a predicted model, not a curated record. Gene Ontology annotation, cellular component: membrane.